ACCAGAGCGCAGCGCGGAGAGUCGGCGCCCCCGGCCGCCCCGGCCCCGCGGGCGCUAGAAGGGCCGGGCCGGGCGGAGAGCGAGCCGGAGCCCGCGGGCCUGACAAGCCGCGGACGCGCAGGGAGCCCGUCUCGGAAGCCAUCGGUCCCCGGGGUCUUCCCCGGGCCCUGGGGGGGCGCAGGCGGACCAUGCCCAGCCCGCCUGCCCUGCUCGCUGCUGCUGCUGCGCUGUUCGCCUGCUGGGCCCCGCUUCGGGCCGCGGCCAGCUCCUGGUGGUCUUUGGCUCUGAACCCGGUGCAGAGGCCUGAGAUGUUCAUCAUCGGGGCGCAGCCCGUGUGCAGCCAGCUCCCCGGGCUCUCCGCCGGCCAGCGGAAGCUGUGCCAGCUGUACCAGGAGCACAUGGCCUACAUAGGCGAGGGGGCCAGGACGGGCAUCAGGGAAUGCCAGCACCAGUUCCGGCAGCGGCGCUGGAACUGCAGCACCGUGGACGAUGCCUCCGUCUUCGGGAGAGUCAUGCAGAUAGGCAGCCGGGAGACGGCCUUCACCUACGCCGUGAGCGCGGCCGGGGUGGUCAACGCCAUCAGCCGCGCCUGCCGCGAGGGGGAGCUUUCCACGUGCGGCUGCAGCCGGGCCGCGCGGCCCAAGGACCUGCCCCGGGACUGGCUGUGGGGCGGCUGCGGCGACAACGUCGACUACGGCUACCGCUUCGCCAAGGAGUUCGUGGACGCCCGCGAGCGCGAGAAGAACUUCGCCAAGGGCUCGGAGGAGCAGGGCCGCGUGCUCAUGAACUUGCAGAACAACGAGGCCGGCCGGAGGGCUGUGUAUAAGACGGCAGACGUGGCCUGCAAAUGCCACGGCGUCUCGGGGUCCUGCAGCCUCAAGACCUGCUGGCUGCAGCUGGCGGAGUUCCGCAAGGUGGGGGACCAGCUGAAGGAGAAGUACGACAGCGCGGCUGCCAUGCGCAUCAGCCGGCGGGGCAAGCUGGAGCUGGUCAACAGGCGCUUCGAGCAGCCCACCCCCGAGGACCUGGUCUACGUGGACCCCAGCCCGGACUACUGCCUGCGCGACCAGAGCACGGGCUCGUUGGGCACACAGGGCCGCCUGUGCAACAAGACGUCCGAGGGCCUGGACGGCUGCGCGCUCAUGUGCUGCGGCCGCGGCUACGACCAGUUCAAGAGCGUGCAGACCGAGCGCUGCCACUGCAAGUUCCACUGGUGCUGCUUCGUCCGCUGCAAGAAGUGCACGCAGGUCGUGGACCAGUUCGUCUGCAAGUAGCCAGGGCCGCUCGCCGGUGCUCCUCCGCGCUGCCGCACGGAGUCUAUAGGAUAUAAAUCUAUAUAAAUCUAUUUUAUAUUUGUAUAAAGAAAAGGAUGGAUGGUAAAUAACUGAAGGAAGAAAACGGAAAGGAAAAGCCUAUUUAAGAGACGCUGGAAAUCUUGGAGGAUUGGAUUUUGCUGGUUCUCUGCUCCCAGUGGGCUCUGUCCCCGCCUCUGGUGGGGCCUCUCAAGAGGUAGGGACUUGGGACUGUUCCCUGUCUUCCCACCGCGGCCUUGAGGACAGAGGUGGUGCUUGGAGGGGGAACUUGAUGAUGUCUGGAGUCUUUGCUGGGUGGGCGACUGCCCUGCGACCCUGGCCUCUGGGCCGGGCGGCCCCGUGGAGUGGCGGGAACCCAGCCUCACGCCUGGCAUCUUCUGGGUCUCGUCCAGGACACCGGCCGGUUCCAUGAGAGGCCCAGUGCCUCCUUGCACUUUCGUCCGUGUGCGUACUUGCAGAAUCCACAGUUACAGGAAAGAGGACCGGCCCCACGCCGUCUCUGGGGACCACAGGGGGACAGCCCUUCCCCAGACUCCGGGUCCUGCCUUUCCAGCGAGAACUGCUUUUCCUCCGCGAUUCGCUGGCUCCUGCACCAGGAGGGAGGGGUCGUUUGACCUGACGUGUCAGGAAGGACAUGGCCUCUCUGUGCCCGAGCUGCAGAAAGCCAGGUGGUGACUGGCGAGGGCGGAUGGCACCGUGCUCCUGUGCUCCGGCGCAGGGAGCGGACGCUCUGAGGCUGCUGCCGGCCCGCCCCGCUGCGGGAAGCUGGGGCAGGCGCGGCCCUGCUCGGCCGGCCUGUUGCGGGCUCUUCUCCUGUGCCCCAGAUGUAGUUUCCCUCUGACAUUAAACACCCUCCACUGAACUUUCUCUUUCCUUACUUGGACACACGGUUAUGUUUCAUGGGUCCUUUUAUUUUCGAUCUGAUCCUUGGAACCCUGCUACACGGUGCACGCACGGAAGAGGGCAAGAGAAUGGAGACGUUUCAGAGCCCUAGUCUGGUGUUACAGGGACAGGGGGACAUCGUGAGAAUUCAUAAGGUGACGCGUGCGUGCACGCCUUCUCCCCAAGGGCAGCACAGAGUUAAAUGAUGGCCGUUAAUAUCACUGCCCUGAACAGAAUUCAGAGAGUUAGGGUUAAACCUCACAUUUACCUCCUCCUCCCCGUCUUCCCCAUUUUACCUCCCACCAGUCCUCCUGGGCUCUUGGUGACCACAGGCGUUGGGGAUGCCCUCUGCUGGCUUCUCCGUGUUGCCAUGUCCGGUUUGGGGGCCAGAGCUUCAGUUUUGGAGUAUCUGGGACAGGAGAGAAUAAGGCAGAGCUCAGGCACCCUAGAAAAGGCGGGAGUUUCUGGGAGAGACACUGAGACAGGCUGUCCAGCGAGCCAGAAGCCACAAAAGACACCAGUUUUAUGUUAGAAAAAUUUGUUUCUGGGGAAGUGAUGGGAUUACGGAAUUAACUUGGUUAUAAUGAGCAAAUGAUGCUGCAGAACAGUGUAAAAGAGAUUCUGCCUGAGGGUAUCCAUGGUCCCAUAUCCUGCUGUGUCUUUAGUACCUAAAGAAGAACCUCCUGACCUGACACCGAGGAACGUCCGACGUAGGGCUAUGUUCCCUGUAACUGUUCCUCGCACGGUUACCCAGAUUGGUCAACAUUUUCAAGAGGAAUGGUCCAUGAGAGAAAGUGUUUAAACCAACUGGCCCACAAAAGAUCAAAAGCACGUCCUUGGCUUCAAUCGCUGGCAUUUAACCAAAUAAACCAACCAGUCACCCAAAUCAACCGUGACGGUCAGGGUUUUGAAACACUGUCUGGCUUCAUUGCCCUUGCCUACAUCACUGGUCCACAGACCCCGAGAGUUACCUUGUAUCAGGUGCUCAAAGUGUUUAAGAGUUGAGACCCAGUUCAUCCUCAGACACUUCAGAAAGUUAGUUGGGAGUGACUUGCCCACAAUCCCAAAAAGUGGCCCCAUGUUCACAAAGGGAGACGGGUCACCCCUGUCAUGCUGAGCUUAUUCCUGCAGAGUCCUGGCAAGGGAAUGGGCGAAUAGUCAAUGUUUUCCUUCCAACUGGGGAGAAGGUUGUAUGUUCAGACACCCAUGUGAUUGUUGCAGCUGCUGACAACCAGGUCUCGGGAUUAUUUAAUGUUCAAAAUGGGUUGGGAUGAAGUUAGAGUUAUUGUCACACGCUUGUGGGAUCCUGGAGAAUUGGCAGCUGCCUGUGACGCGGCCGGUGAGGCGGUGGGAAGUGGGUGGAGAAUAUGGAGACCGCCCUAGAAAACUGAGCUUCUGGGCACUUCCCCAGCGGUCCAGUGGUUAGGACCCCGAACUUCCACUGCCAGGGGCCAGGGUUCGAUCUCUGGUCGGGGAACUAAGAUCCCACAAGCUUGUGCGGCGAAGCAAAAAAAAAAAAAAAAAAGCUUCUGCUCAGAACCGUAGACUGUUUGAGCAGAGAGUGUGGCAGUCAGACCCCCAGCUCCUGUGUGUCCAGAUAAGGACCUCCAAAUCAUGAGCAGGUCCUAAACCUCAGUGUGCUGUGAAAAUGCAGAGUCCUAGACCUGCAACACCAGAAAUUUUUAUUCACUUGGUCUGGGGUGGAGCUAGGACCACUGUCCACACCCUCAUCAAGGACCUGAGGGAACCCUGCGCUGGUGGUCCAGAGACUCUACUGGACCUACAGUCAUUGAGAGCUAGCCCAGGACCCACAGGGAGACAGGCAGCUGGGCCCUAAUUCCCAACCUGGUGCUCUUGGCAACACUGUGCAGAAUUCCCUGGCACCUGAAAUGUAUUAACAUGUAGCCUAAUUGAAUUAAUGAAAUGCCUGGACCAAGCAGCCAUCCCGGGGAGCCUUUCUUUUUUUUCUUUUUUUGGCUGUGCCACGCAGCUUGUGGGAUCUUAGUUCCCUGACCAGGGCUUGAACCUGGGUCCUGGCAGUGAAAGCACCGAGUCCUAACCACUGGACCACCAGGGAAUUCCCCAGAGAGCCUUUUUGAUGAGAGGGGAAAGAUGCUGGCACAGAGCAGAACCGAUCUGCCCUGGGAUGUUCCACCCGGGACUGGGGGGAAGCCUACAGAUCCACUAUGAAUAUAAUAAGGUGUUAUUAGCUCUGUCUGCAGGCAUUCACCUUGUCUUCAAGAUGAAAUUCGGAGAAAGGCAUGCCUGACUGCCUCCACCUAAAGUAGAUGGGAGGGUGGGAGGACAGCCACAGCUGGGGUCAAGAUGAGGCCAGGCCUCCACUCACGAACCUUUGUGACCAGAGUCUCAGGAACUGAAUUCGAAGUCCUAGUUUGGAGAAUGCAUUUCGUUGUCAUCCACGCUCCAUCCUUUGAGCUGAGAAACAAAACUUGCUACUUGUAUUAAAUCCCCAAGUUGGUUAUUUCCUCUGAAAUUCUGCCCUGCUUCCUGCCUUAAAUCAUUAUUAUUUUAGGGACUUCCCUGGUGGUCCAGUGGUUAGGACUCUGCACUUCCACUGCAGCGGGCGUGGGUUCAAUCCCUGGUCGGGGAACUAGGAUCUCACAUGCUGCGCGGCCAAAAAAUAUAUAUAUAUAUAUUAUUUUAUUUAAGCUUUGUUAUCCCUGGAGCUCUGGGCCCAUAGCAAGACAUCUGUGGUUGAAAUUGCUCCACGAGACAGUGAUCUUACAGCUCCAGUGAUUGAUCAAGAAAGAAGCCCAUUUCUUGGGAGGAGAGCCGCACUGUCCCAAGAAGGUGGGAAAAGUCCUCAUUUCCAUCUUAAAACAGGCCCUGACGCAUUGCCAGACCCCACUGACCCUGGUCACAUGUAUUUUGGGACCUCAGUGUGUGCGUGCACGUGCAAGGGGUAUGUGUGCGCUUGUACACGCCCAUGCCCACCAAGUACACAGGAAUGAACGCUUUCAUUAAAUUUGGAGGGGACUUAGAGAGGCACUGGAGACAUGGAAUAUGUAAAAAAAAUAAAUAAA
This is a messenger RNA of Balaenoptera ricei (Rice's whale), 5239 nucleotides long. It is a transcript of the gene WNT5B, whose product is annotated as Wnt family member 5B. Lineage: Eukaryota; Metazoa; Chordata; Mammalia; Artiodactyla; Balaenopteridae. The transcript is spliced from 5 exons. The record is from RefSeq and is a predicted model, not a curated record. Bases 189 to 1274 code for a protein of 361 amino acids. Gene Ontology annotation, cellular component: extracellular region. Gene Ontology annotation, biological process: neuron differentiation; cell fate commitment; multicellular organism development. Gene Ontology annotation, molecular function: frizzled binding; cytokine activity.